Messenger RNA from Onthophagus taurus, 958 nucleotides. The record is from RefSeq and is a predicted model, not a curated record. NCBI's taxonomy places the organism in Eukaryota, Metazoa, Arthropoda, Insecta, Coleoptera, Scarabaeidae.
AAACAACCUCAAAUUACCGAUUUAACUGGUUUGUGAUUUCUACUUUACCGACAUAACCUAACUUGAAUCUAUUAUCGCAAUAAUAAUAAAAAUAAUCCUUAUCGGUCAAAAUAAUUAUUAAAUCUUUUUAAAUUAGUUAAAAAAUUAAUAAGGAAUGUCCGAAUACGAUAAAGUACGUCCUGGAAAACUCGUAUUAAAAGGAGAAAAGCAAAAAGGUAAAAAGCGUAAACACAAACAUAAAAAACAAGAGGAUGUCCCAAAAAUUGAUCAAGACGCUAUCGAGCAUGGUAAUUGGUGGAAAGCAACAAAAUUUGAUGAUUUAAACGGAGCCGUAGCAAUUGAAUUUGGAAAACAUACCUAUGUGCGUGCUUUAGACAAUGGACUUUUUACUUUAGGAGCCCCGCACGAUGAGGGUGAUGGACCAGCACCUGAAGAAAUACUUACAGCAGUUCCAAUAAAUGAACGUCAACUUGCUUUGAAAUCGGGUUAUAAUAAAUAUUUGAGGGUAGAAAAAGAUGGGAAAGUUACAGGAAGGUCUGAUGCAAUUGGGGCUAUGGAACAAUGGGAACCUGUUUUUCAGGAAGGUAAAUUGGCUCUGCAAGGUUCAAAUGAAUGUUUUUUAUCUUUGGAUGAUGACGAUAAUGUGGUUGCUGAUGAUAAGAAAGCGUCUGAAAGAAAUAUGGUACAAAUACGAUCGCAAACUACAAAGGAGGUGAACCCAAUGAAAGAUGUUCCAGUGGAAGAACAAGGAAGUUUGGCCCAAAUUGAGGUAAAUUAUAUUAAAAAAUUUCAAAAGUUUCAAGAUAAGAGAAUGCGCAUUAAUCCCAAUGAUAAAAAAGAGUUGGAUAAAGCUAAAGUGGAUGGGACUUUGCACGAGACAUUAUUAGAUCGAAGGAGUAAAAUGAAAGCGGAUCGUUAUUGUAAAUAAAAAGGAUUUUUUUAGAAAUUUUAUUUCUAA